This is a messenger RNA of Elgaria multicarinata webbii, 1860 nucleotides long. It is a transcript of the gene LRRIQ4, whose product is annotated as leucine rich repeats and IQ motif containing 4. The record is from RefSeq and is a predicted model, not a curated record. Bases 1 to 1860 code for a protein of 619 amino acids. NCBI's taxonomy places the organism in Eukaryota, Metazoa, Chordata, Lepidosauria, Squamata, Anguidae. Gene Ontology annotation, molecular function: protein binding. The transcript has 5 exons.
AUGCUUAGUCUCUCCAAGAGCUCCUUCAUUACAGCAAUAAAUGCCUGCCACUCUAAAGUAUUUGACACCAUUGUGGGAAAUGACUAUGUGGAAAAGGGCAAUGUGCCAAUGAUACUGGAAGAAAUAACAGAUGAAGGUGAAAAGGAAAUAAAUGAAGAAGUGGUAGAUGGAGAACCAAAAGAAGAGGUUCUUGUGCCGGUGCAAAUCACAGACCGAAUCUUUUUCCUGGAUUUAGCCAACAAGAGGCUGACAACCAUCCCAAGCGAGGUUUUUAAACUAGAAGACCUGGAAGAGGUACAUCUGGAAAGAAAUAUGAUUGAGAGCAUCCCAGAAAGUAUCUAUCAACUGAAGAAUGUAAAAGUUCUUUAUCUGAAUAAGAACAACAUACAAAACAUAUGUGAAAAAGUUGGAGAACUAAAAUGUCUUCACAGCUUGGAUUUGAGCAUGAAUCCACUCUAUCACAGUUCACUGAAUAUCAUCAGUAAAUUGAGGGCACUUCGUCAGCUCAGGUUAUAUGAUGUAAACCUGAAUGAAUUUCCAGUGGAAAUCUGCAAACACCUCCAUCAUUUGGAGUUGCUUGGACUGUCGACAAAUAAUCUAAGUUGCCUUCCUAAAGAAAUAGUCAAUUUGACCAAACUUAAAGAAAUUUAUCUAAAGGGGAACAGAUUUGAAAAUUUUCCCCAGGAACUUUGUCAUCUCUAUAAUCUGGAGAUAAUUGAUCUAGAAAAGAAUAGUCUGAGCCUUAUUCCUGAAGAGAUUUGCUCCCUGGAAAGUUUAACCCAGUUCUUCAUUGCAUAUAACAACCUGACUUCUGUCCCCGAUACGCUGAGUAAGUGCACGAAACUAUCUGUUCUUGAUUUGUCCAGAAACCAUCUGCACAAACUUCCUCGAAGUUUGAAGGAACUGAUAGAAAUGAAGGAAUUUGGUUUGUCUGGGAACGCCCUGGCAAAUUUUCCACGCCAGAUUCGCCGCUGGAGGUCACUCAUUGUGGUUUACAUGAAAAAUUGUGCACUGCAGACGGUGCAUCCUUCUUUUGCCAAGCUAACCAGUAUGAUCUUAUUAGAUCUAAGUGAAAAUCUUCUGGAGGAGUUUCCAAGAGAGAUUUGUGCAAUGGAACAUCUGGAGGUGCUGUGCCUGGAUGACAAUCUGAUAUAUGAGGUACCUCCAGAGGUGUACAGACUUUCUCAACUGAAAUGCCUCAGUCUGACCAGCAACAAGUUCCUCUGGUUCCCUGAAGAAAUAUUUCGUGUUGGAUCACUUGAGAGACUCUACCUGGGACAAGACAAGGGAAUCAAACUUAUAGAGUUGCCAGAAAACAUCAGGCAGUUACAGAAUCUGAAAGAACUGUACCUUGAGAACAACUGUUUGGAGUAUCUUCCACCCUCCAUAGGCUUACUGAAUAGCCUGGAAAUACUUGACUGCCACAAUAACUUUCUUAUAGAGCUGCCGGAUUCCAUAUGCAACCUACAAGGCUUGCAAAACCUGCUAGUUCAUAACAAUCAGUUAUUUCAAGUCCCAGAGAAAUUGGAUAGCCUAGAGAAGCUGCAGGUUAUUUCGCUUGAAGGGAACCCGAUGAUGGACCCGCCAGUAGAAGUUUUUCAGCAAGGGCUGCCAGCCAUAUGGAAGUACUUACAAUACGCAAGACACCGGAAAGCCCAGGCAAUAAAGGUCCAGGCUUGGUGGCGUGGUCUAAUGGUGCGCAAAGGGAUUGGAGUCUAUGCGGAGCUCCUAAAAAUGAUCAAGAAAGUCAAGAAAGAGAAGAAAGAGAAGAAGGCCAAGGAGAAAGACAAAGGAAAGGGGAAAGACAAAGGAAAGGGAAAAGACAAGGGGAAAGACAAGGGGAAAGGCAAGAAGAAAUAG